Messenger RNA from Nicotiana tabacum (common tobacco), 2565 nucleotides. RefSeq lists its product as uncharacterized. Gene Ontology annotation, cellular component: membrane. Lineage: Eukaryota; Viridiplantae; Streptophyta; Magnoliopsida; Solanales; Solanaceae. The record is from RefSeq and is a predicted model, not a curated record.
CUCAAAUAUAAUUUCUCAAACAUGAGUGUAUCUAAUUACUAAACCAAAAACUCUUUCCCUCUUCUCUUCUGCACAUGCUCUAAUUUCAAACAGCCAAAAAUUUGAGCGACUGUGAGGUUUGCGGCGAACUCGAAUGCUAAACCGAAGUUAUCAAUAAUGGCGAUUGUUGUUUAAAACCACAACGAAAAAGCAGUGAGAAUGAGUGCCGGCGGCGGCGGAGGAGUAAAAGAGCAGAGCUCGCCUCCACCUAAACCCUCAAAAUUCGCGGUGUACCAGAAUCCAGCCUUCUCUGCUGCCCUAACAACCAACAGCCUUCGUCCCUCCAAGUCUACUUUCCUUUUCAUACUCUCUAUUUCAUUCGCUUCCGCUUCUGCUCUUCUCAGCAUAUUUAUUAGGGAAAGCGGGAUUAUUGACAGUCUGAAAUUCAAAUAUGUUUCUCAAGAAACUGCUUGUCUUUUUGCCAGACUGAUACAGGCUUUUGCAGCCAUAGUUUUAGUUGGAACCUUUCUUGCCCUUUUCAAGGUUAUUUAUCUAUGUACAACGAGGACUACUGAUGUAACAAUUAUGCCACCUACCAAAGGAACAAAGGAGCAUACACAUCUGACUAAUAGACAGUUAGGGCUUUUGGGGAUUAAACCAAAAGUUGAGCAAACUACUCUAGAGUCUUCAAAGAGACCUCCCAAAUCAAGAAGUAUCUCAGCCUCUCUGUCUGAUGUCCUUGUCCCUCUUCAUCAGCCAAUUGCUAGUUCAAACCAUUCAUCUAGACUUAGUGGUGACAAAGCAAGAACCGGUAGUGGAACUAAAGUACCAUCUUUCAGCACCCCAUCAAAAUCACCGGCUUCCCCAUCCUUGUAUCUUGUUCCAGCAUCUUCUUCUCUAUCAUCUUCAAUCCAGUCUUCACCAGGUGGGGAACACUUGGUUGCCACCCCUUGGUCGAACAAGCGAGCUACUUUUCAUAAAGAGAUUGCAACAGAGGAACAGCUUGAAAAGUUCUUGGCUGAUGUUGAUGAGAGAAUUACUGAAUCAGGAAGCAAGCUGGCAACUCCUCCACCCACCAUAAGUGGGUNGCCCACCAUAAGUGGGUUUGGCGUAGCCAGUCCUGGUAACUUGCCCAGUUCCACUAAUACUUCUGGAACUCCAAGAAGUACUCCUCUAAGGCCUGUUAGGAUGUCCCCUGGUUCCCAAAAGUUUACAACUCCACCAAAGAAAGGGGAAGGCGAUCUACCUCCUCCAAUGUCAAUGGAAGAGUCCACUGAAGCAUUUGAGCAUCUGGGGAUCUAUCCACAGAUCGAGCAGUGGCGUGAUCGACUCAGGCAAUGGUUUUCCUCCAUGCUGCUAAAGCCUUUGCUUUACAAAAUUGAUACUAGUCACACGAAGGUUAUGCAAGCUGCAGCCAAACUAGGCAUUACAAUCACAAUCAGUCAAGUCGGAAAUGAAGCGCCUGAUACUGGGACUGCUGCUAUAUCUGCUACGGAGAGGACUAAUGAAUGGAAACCCUCAUUUUCUGUUGAGGAAGAUGGAUUACUUCACCAGCUGCGUGUAACUCUUGUUCAAGCUCUUGAUUCUUGCAUGCCAAAGACAACUUCUGGAGUUCUUCAGCUAUCCUCGCCACAGAACUCUCAGAUCCCUAUUUUACAAGAGUGCAUUGAUGCCAUCACUGAACACCAAAGGCUUCUCUCCUUAAUGAAAGGAGAAUGGGCCAAGGGAUUGCUGCCACAAAGCGGUGUCCGUGCAGAAUAUACAGUACAUAGGAUCCGAGAGCUUGCAGAAGGAACCUGUACGAGGAACUAUGAUUAUUUGGGCAGUGUAGAGGGGUAUGGGAAAGGAACCAAGAAAUGGAGUUCCGAGCUUCCAACAGAUUCUCAUUUGCUCCUAUAUUUAUUUUGUGCUUUCCUGGAGCACCCAAAGUGGAUGCUACAUGUUGAUCCUACAGCUUAUGUUGGAGCCCAGUAUAGCAAAAACCCCUUAUUUUUGGGUGUAUUACCUCCUAAAGAAAGGUUCCCUGAAAAGUAUGUAGCUGUUUUGUCAGGUGUACCCUCUGUGCUCCAUCCAGGAGCUUGCAUAUUGGCUGUGGGAAAACAAAGUCCCCCAGUUUUUGCCCUAUCCUGGGAUAAGAAGCCUCAGUUCUCUCUCCGGGGAAGAACAGCACUUUGGGAUUCUAUCUUGCUGCUGUGCUAUAAGAUAAAGAUUGGGUAUGGAGGUUUUGUGCGGGGUAUGCAUCUUUCUUCGUCAGCAUUGGGCAUUCUCCCAGUUCUUGAUCCAGAAAAGGAUGACUGCUGAACUUGAAUUCACUCCACGUAUGCUAUAAAUUAUUUGCAAACUCUCAUGGACUCUAGUGUGAAGAACAGCUGCAUAAGAAUCUUGGAUCAGGUUUAUCUUGAGAUAUAGGGUCACUGUAAGCAAUUAUAGUUGUGUAAUUUAGGCUCUCAAAAGAAUCAGAGAUUUUUGGUAGAACUGAGGUAUCCAUCCUCUAUUUUCACUGCAGGAUUUUAUGCACUUCAGCAGUUGGAGAAUAAUUCCAUCAGUUCCCAUCAGUAAUAUUAUUAUUGGAUUAGAAGAUUGAUA